Messenger RNA from Halichondria panicea, 3616 nucleotides. Its product is annotated as complement receptor type 1-like. Gene Ontology annotation, molecular function: protein binding; serine-type endopeptidase activity. The record is from RefSeq and is a predicted model, not a curated record. NCBI's taxonomy places the organism in Eukaryota, Metazoa, Porifera, Demospongiae, Suberitida, Halichondriidae. Gene Ontology annotation, cellular component: extracellular region. The coding region runs from base 1701 to 3293 and encodes 530 amino acids. Gene Ontology annotation, biological process: complement activation. The transcript has 10 exons.
GAUCCCAGGCCGAGUUUUCGCUUUUAUAACGGUUAGGCAAACAACUGGGCCUGGUACUAGUUGUCUGCGCAUGCGUCAAUCGUUUGUCAGAUUCUGACGAAUGGAUAUUCUCGUUCACUUUCGUGACAUUUAUAUUCGUGUACUAUCGUGUACUAGAAGUCAGUUCCCGUUUUAUCAUUAAUUGGAAUGGCUCUUAGCUGAAGCUUCUCUCUUCUCUGAAGCUUAUUCUGAAGACUGAACAACAAGGGAAGAGGUAUAAAGCUUUGUCAAGCUUGUUAAGGUCAGAUAUUUUUGUGUGGGCCCUAUGGCCGGCUAUGCUAUCAAGUCUUGUUCAUGUUUGGCAAGAAUGUAGGUAGACUAUAGUUUCAUCAUUAAUAUGGUGGAUCAAGUGAAGAGUGUGAGCUAGAGAACUUGGUGCUGCUAUCAUCAGCUCGUCGACAAUGACACUAUAACCGAGAAAUUUAAUAUGUAUAGAUCUACAUGUAUUUAAAAUGUCUACUUCUCUGUACAGGAGCAAUGGCUAAUAUCCAGCUAUCCCAACAGUGCUCCUCUUGGCUAUACUAACGGACGAGACUGGACAGUUUGAGACACAGGACUGGAGUAUGACCUGCUCAUUCGAGCGUUGCUGGGUAGCUCAGAGACAUCAAGAGAAUCUACGUUUUCUCAAGCAAUGAGUUACGAGUUGGGGCCUAGAAUCAGAGAAGUCCAGCAGCCUGCUAAAUCUUUUUGAAACGUAAUUUGAAGGCAUUCAAUCAUCCUGAAGUUGCCCUGGGUCACUGUAAUUGUGCUGCAGCACAACUGGCAACUCCCCAGGCCUUUGUGAAGCAGCUCCCUAUGUGCAUCUUUUGUGUACUCACUCUGUGCAUUUUCUGUGUACAAAUUUCAAUUAUUGAUUUAUUAAAUAUUUUUGCCGACCACAAAUAUACAAUGAAAAUUUGACGCAUGCGCAGACAACUAGUACCAGGCCCAGUUGUUCGCCUAACCGUUAUAAAAGCGAAAACUCGGCCUGGGAUCGAGGCUAUUAAAAUCCAAGUCCUCAGCUUCUCCAAUCAUCCCGCUUAAAAUGUGGGUUUCAUACUACGCAUGCGCAAUUACGAGCUCCUCCUCCUCCUCCUCCUAUCAGUAAGAAUAAUAUAAAACAGUGCAAGUUUAUUAUUAUUAUAACGAGUCGACAGUACAACUCCAGUUGAAUAUAGCUAUCCAGGUAAGUCAUGGGGUCACUCAGGUCUGUAUCUGAAUACUGUAAUAACUAGAUUUGGAUAUGUGCUGAUCGCAAGUGAGGACACAGGACACUAGCUCUAGAUCUGGUCCUCUUUGCCAUUGGUUGUGGCUCUAAUCCACUCUCGUCUUGAUCAACUAGAUGUACACCCUGUUUUUUUUAUUAGUAGCCAUUGGUGAAGUGGGCACAUAAUUAUAUAGUAGCAAAACUCUAUAGAUAUACGGUGUCUCUUUAUUGUCUGUCAGCUAAUGUGGCCAGACUGCACGGUCUUCAUACGUUUGCCCGUCCAGCCCCUCCCCCACGGCAACGGUUCCCGUUAAACUACUCCCCCGUGAAAGUCUGUGACCUGUACCGUGUGUGUGACAUUCAAUGAUCAUCCCGUAAUUCCCGUAUUUGUUAGCAGUUUUUGCUGUGUACGUUACAUUACGUUACAUUACGUACGUACGUGAGCCACUACAAAAGAAGUAUAGGAAUCAGGAGCAUGACUAGUCGACUGGGGAUCAGGAGUUCGAGUGGAAUAGGCUCUAAUCCACUGUCUCUCAAGUUCUACAUAGAUCUUGCUAUCAUAUUCUGUUUAUCUUCUCGGAGUGCCAUCAGUGCACAAUAUUCAGUGAGUGUGGAGAGACUAUGUCCAAUGGAAACAGUUACUUUCACCUGCACUGGCGCUGGAACUUUCUUGAGAUGGGAGCCAUCAGAUGUUACUCCCAUCACUAUCCUUUCCACCUCUGGUCUCAAUGCACCACUAAUGCAUUCAGGUUACACUGUGACACUGCUUGCAUUCAAUGACAGUACACUAACAUCUACUCUGUCAAGAACAGCAGAGAAUGGGAUCACUGUGUCCUGUUUGGGGUUUAUGCCUGUAAGCACUAUAGGAUCUUCAACGAUUCGUUUGGUUGAUCCACCAGGACCACCUUUCACCAUCAGACACUCCACUCUGAGCAGCUCUGCCAAUGAAGCUAGUGUGUCUGUACAGUGGAACCCUCCUACUGAGACUGGUGGUAGAGAUGACCUCACCUACACAGUGACCAUCUCACCUCCGGCCCAGCUCUCUGCAACUGUUCUCACAUCCACCUCUGUCACUGUGACUGCUCAAUACAAUGUGGACUACACUGUCAGUGUUGUGGCUACCAACUGUGCUGGGAAUAGUACAACAGCUGAAUACAACUUUAGGAUUAGCGGCUGUCCUGUGUUGACUAACCCUAUGAAUGGAGCGUUUGAACCAGUCUCCAGCAGAUUACCAGGAUCAACAGUAACCAUCCAGUGUGAUGCUGGGUAUGUGUCUGCUGUUACAAUGGUGAUAUGUGAUGAUACACUAAUGUGGAGUCCAGACCCUGAGGCUAUUGAGUGUACAUCACUACCCACACUCCCUCCUACAAGUUCUCCAAUGAACUGCAAGGCUCCACUAUCCUCACCACAGAAUGGCACCAUCAGUGAUCAUUCAGUACCAGCUAUUCCUGGUACUCAUGUGACUUUCCAGUGUGACAAUGGACUGUUCCCUGAGGGGAUAAUGACUGCCACCUGUCUAGCUACAGGAGAGUGGGACAAGAUCCCAGGGGAGAUCGUCUGCAGAAAUGAGUCUAUUUCGUGUGUCCUGCCUGCCCCUCCACUCAAUGGAGCAUUACUCAACAUUAACUCUCAGAACACCAACCCAACUGAGGGCUCAGUCAUUACCUUCCAAUGUGAUCCUGGGUUCUCACUGGUGGGUGCAGUGACUGCCACUUGUAACAACUUUGGUCUCUGGGAUCCUGAUCAAUCUCUAUUGGAGUGUGCGGCAGCUCCAACUGGUGGGAAUAUUGCUUCUGUAGCUGGAGGUGUUAUUGGCGGUCUGUUAUUACUGCUUUUUCUAGCAAUGAUAGCUCUCUUAAUGAUUAUUGUCAAGAAAAGAAAAAAUAGCCAACAGUCAGGCAAUGAAACUCCAAAAGUCCCAGCUGGUCCGGUAUACGAGGAAGUUGGUCUAGCAAUGACACUAAAAACACAAGACAUUCAAGUGGAGUCUAAUGAAGCUUAUGGACAAACGAUAAAGCAAAACAUUGAGAUGCAGUCGAACCAGGCUUAUGGAGAAAUCAAGCACUGAACUGAACUGUUUGUUUAUUUCAAUAAUAGUACGAUUGUAGUUUACUUUCACUGUUGAUGAUCACAGCAGCUGGCUAAACCAUUAAUCUAGAUUGUGUGGCUAAACAAGCAUGCAGCAUGCUAUAAUUAUUCCUGCAAUGCUAUGGACCUCCUGACUGAUGUCUAUAUAGGCCUUAGUUGGUAGAUCAGGAUCGAGCCUGAGAAAUUGCCUAUUAUAUAUUCCAUUCUUUUAUUCUUGAAAUAACAGCCUACAAAUUUCCCGCAAUAUUUCUCAGUUUAAGCCAUUGCAGUACAAUUAACAUAUCGACCUCAAAAUUAAUCGUC